This is a messenger RNA of Lichtheimia ornata, 1161 nucleotides long. RefSeq lists its product as uncharacterized. The transcript has a single exon. The record is from RefSeq and is a predicted model, not a curated record. The coding region runs from base 1 to 1161 and encodes 386 amino acids. NCBI's taxonomy places the organism in Eukaryota, Fungi, Mucoromycota, Mucoromycetes, Mucorales, Lichtheimiaceae. Gene Ontology annotation, molecular function: DNA-binding transcription factor activity, RNA polymerase II-specific; zinc ion binding; RNA polymerase II cis-regulatory region sequence-specific DNA binding. Gene Ontology annotation, biological process: positive regulation of transcription by RNA polymerase II; negative regulation of transcription by RNA polymerase II.
AUGCAUUCCCAGGUCCAUUAUCCUUUUCAACAGCAACCACAUCCAGCCUCAUUUCCUGGUGCUGCAUCCUCUUCAAGUGAACCCAUGAUGGCAGAUGUUGAGCAGCUCUUUUUGAAUGGGCUUGUGUCUUCUGGAACAGCAAGCGAUUUGACUUUGGGAUACAGCCAUCAUCACUAUCACCCACUCUCGGAGCAUCCUAUUAUUGGCAUGGCGGGUAUUCCAUUACCGAUGACACCCAAUAGCUCGGAAUACAUGACGUUCCAAACGAGUACACCAUUCAACGAGGAGUGGAAUACCAUCACUAAGCAAGACCAUGAUACAACAACAGCUUGGAUGUAUCAUCACAACAACAAUCCAAAUGACACACUACUCCUUGGUGAGCCCGUGAUCAUGUCUGGUGGCAACGGCACCAGCUGCGAGGUUGACAACAACAAUCAUACUUUGCACGACAAUGACCUUUCCCAAUUUUUACACAUUCACCCAUCUCAUAUUCUAUCAACCUCUGCAUUACAACAAGAAUCACAAGAAAACGUGUCGAAUGAUGAUACAUUCAUCAACCAACUCAUCAGUGCUGAGGAAAACUUUCCGCCAUCAACACCGCCAUCCAUCACCACUACUACCAGCACGGCUUCUACUUCAACCGAGGUAGUAGCAGCGGCUGAUGUUGCCGUGAAACAAGCCAUACCCGAUAAAAACGAUGAAGACGAAACGAGCGAAGAGGAAGAGAAUGAAGAGGAGGAUGACAAGGACAAUGAUCCUGAUUGGUUGCUUACAACACAGCAUACUAAACGACACGUGCGCUCUUCAUUGUCAUCAUCACACCAAAAGAAGAAUACAAAAAGAACAUCGCCCGGAAGCAGAAAAAAAGCAACCCCUGCUCCACCCUUGCUGCCAAACCAUCCGGAUGGAAUCAUUUGUUGCACCAAUUGUGAGACUACUAAUACACCUCUCUGGCGUCGUAAUCCCAAGGGAGAACCAUUAUGCAAUGCAUGUGGUCUCUUUCUCAAGCUUCAUGGUAUGGUACGACCUUUAAGUCUUAAAACGGAUGUUAUCAAGAAACGCAAUCGAUCUCGAGGUGGUAAAAGUCGAAGCACAGCAUCAUCAUCAUCAUCAUCGCGUAGACCACCACCAAGAACAUCGAGUCGAAAACAACGACGUUAA